Meloidogyne enterolobii is the source of this 507-nucleotide messenger RNA. The record is from the annotation of a GenBank genome assembly. Lineage: Eukaryota; Metazoa; Nematoda; Chromadorea; Rhabditida; Meloidogynidae.
AUUAUUGAACCACUUGUGGAUAUGCCUGAUUUUAUAAAUAGAAGUCUUCCUCUUCUUGCAAUGCUUUAUGAGACUUUGGCUUUAAUUUAUGACUGAACAACUAGAUAAACUUGAAUGGUUAUGGAAAUUUAUUUUGGAUAGAAAAAGGCAUAGAGGAAGGGAUUUUGGGCAUUUUAGAUUUGCACUUAAUCGCAUAGCACAUUUUUAUCGUUGUGCUAAUACAAGGUUACCAAAAGAAUUAUCUACAAUACUUUCAAGGCUUGAUAAUAAUACACUUAUUUUUAAAAAGGAAAAAGAAGAAAGGAAGUUAUAAAUUUAAAUUAAUUGAAUUUUCAGUUUGUUGUUUUAUUUUUUGAAAUUAAAUACAAGAAUGACUUUAAUACAAGGUUAGAAAAAUUAUUCGAUUUAUUUGGGGGCAAGGGCGUAGCCGGGGUGUCGCCCGAUGUACCGACACCCCGAUCCCUUAUAUCCGUUCAAGUCACUAUCCAUUCAAAUCAUUAUAACAAU